This is a messenger RNA of Heterobilharzia americana, 5490 nucleotides long. The record is from the annotation of a GenBank genome assembly. Lineage: Eukaryota; Metazoa; Platyhelminthes; Trematoda; Strigeidida; Schistosomatidae.
AUGGGCACGGGUUUCGAUAUUGGCUGCGACCAUACAGAUGCUGGGAUUGUCCCGCGUGCUGUCCAAUACUUAUUUGCCAGUGUAGCUAGACGUCGAGCCGAGGCGGCUGCGAGGAAACAACCAGUUCCUGAGUUCAAGGUUGUUGCACAGUUUUUAGAGCUUUACAAUGAAGAGUUGGUUGACCUACUGGAUUCUGAAAAGGUUCGAAAACCGCACUUACGACUACAUGAAAAUGCUCAAGGGGAUAUUUAUUUGACCGGUGUAUCUACGCGACUAGUAUCAAGCUUAGAUGACACUCUUAAAUGUCUCCAUGAUGGUUCGUUAGUUAGAAGUACAGCCAGCACCAACAUGAAUGCUCAGUCUUCGCGUUCACAUGCUAUUUUCACACUGCACAUUAGACAGCAAAGAUUGCUGCGAUAUGAGGAAGAUUCUAGUGGACAAAAGAAAGAUGUCCAGUCAGAUGCGGAUGUGGACCCCGAUUCUACUGUUGUCGAUCAAGUACCUGAAUAUGAAACACUGACUGCGAAAUUCCAUUUUGUUGACCUUGCUGGUAGCGAACGGCUUAAACGAACUGGUGCCACUGGAGAUCGGGCUAAAGAAGGCAUAUCAAUUAACCGAGGUUUACUUGCGCUCGGUAACGUUAUAUCUGCUUUGGGUGACAAAUCGAAACGAGGUUGUCAUAUUCCUUAUCGUGACUCUAAAUUGACACGCUUACUACAAGAUUCUCUUGGCGGUAAUUCUCGUACAAUCAUGAUCGCUUGUGUUAGCCCAUCUGAUUGUGAUUUCUUGGAAACUUUGAACACUCUAAAGUAUGCAAACCGGGCUCGAAAUAUACGCAAUCGUGUCACUAUGAAUCAGGAUAAGACAAGUAAGCAAUUGGCUACAUUGCGCGCCCAAUUAGCUGCUUUGGAAGAAGAAUUAAAUGACUACAGACAAGGCAAAAGACUUGCCGGGAAGAAUGGUUCUGCAAAUUCGAGUGAUUUGUCACAUGAAAUUAACAUGUUGCAGUCUGAAAACGAUAAGCUUCGUCUUCGUGUCAAAGCACUAGCCGUUACUGUAGACACUUUAAAAGUAAGAAAUGCACAGCUUCUUGCAGAUCAGGAGACAUGUUCCUGGGCAAAAUUGAAGUCUCAGGUAAUGGGAGCAACACAGAUUGAUACAUUCAAUAAUCAGAAUAAUAAAACAGAGCAGGACAGGUCACCACGGAGUUUGAUUUCUGCAGAUGCCGAAGAUUUUCGUCAUCUUGUUGAGAAGUAUACGGUUGAGGUAGAAGAGUUACGCACUAAACUGGUUGAAGCCGAAGCACUGGUGGAAUUCAGUCAGCGCCCAUACACUCAUGCCUCACCAGCUCAGACUGGUCGUUUAUUGGAACAUUCGUUUACAACCAACUCUAAUUUUUCAAAAGCGGACUCAAUUUUUACACCUAAUCGAGUUGCUUUGACAAACAGUGAAUUUCCAGAUGUUGACUCCAGUAUGUUGGCUGCUGCCGAGGCCGGUUUAUCUUCAGCUGGCUCAUACUUCAGUAGCGGAGUACGUAUGGAUGGGGAUACAGUCGAAUCCACCCUCGAUUAUUCUCACAAACUUCGUAAGCGUCGACGCAAAAAGAGACAAAUUACUAGUGCCCAAAGUGAAGAACGCAAACCUCUCAAGUCAAAGAUCACCAAUGUUGAUACGUUUUCUGAUGUAGAAAAUUCUAAAAGUUUUAGUUCUCAAAGGAGAAGGUUUCGAACAUUUCUCCCCAGUAAUGCAGAUGGAGCCACAGUUGAAGCGCUUGAUGAGGAGGAGGAUCGUGAAAAUGAAAUGAUUGAAACAGAAAUCAUUUCUAUAGCGAAUGACAAUGGAAAUUUGGGAGAUGAAACCCUCACAGGUAAUGCAAGCGCCUCUAGCAGUGAUUCAAAGUAUAGACAGAAUAAGAUCAAUGAUGCAUCAGAAUUGAAUGGUUCAAAUUCAGAUAGUGAUUCGGAGGAUACCGAUGAAAAUAAUAUCUUGUUAGGAAAUAUGAGUGAUCACACAAUUGAUGAUAAAUCUUCGUGCAGAUUGAAAGAAGCUCGAUUACAUCAGAGUUUAGCCCACGUAUCUUCUGAAAUUGAUUCUAAACAAAGGUUGAUUGCUGAGUUGCAGGCUAAAGCUGCUGAACUUGAUCAUCUGAAAAAUCAUUAUGAACGCCAAAUGGCAAAUCUUCAAUGGCGGAUAAAGGAAACAGAGCAUGAAAGAGAUUCUGUAAUUGCUAAUCUAGGUCAAGUUGAACACACAGGUGAAGAGCGUUUAAAGCGUACUCGGGAGGAUUUUGAAAAGAAAUUAUCGGCAUUACAGGAGGAAGUUUCACAACUGCAUUUGUCUCGCCAAGAACAAAUUCGGCUAGAACGACAACAAGCUAAAAAAAAUGGUGAGUUACAUCAGUUACGGCAAGAACUGGAAGAACUACGUCGUUACAAAAUCACUUUAACCAAGCGUUUAAGAGAAGAGACGCAACGUACACGUCAGUUAGAGGCUUUGUCAGCUAGGCGUGUUAUGGAAUUAAAAAAAAUCAAAUCUCAAGCUGAUCAUCAAAUAAAAACUCUGGAAGCAGCUCACUCGGCUAAAGAUCGUGCUUUGCAACAAAAACAAGCUGAGUUGGAUAUCCUCAAGCGAAAAAAUCUUGAGCAGCAAAGACAGCUGUCUUCUUCUUUUUCUGGUCGAAUGACUCAAAGCGUUAUUGGAAUGUCAGGGGCGAACUGGAGUUCAUUACGUAAACCGGUUAGUCGAGUAUCUUUAACUGGUUCAAAGUACGGUCGUAAUCGGUUUGUUGGAGCAGCUAAAGCUAAAUGGGCUCUGGUUUCUCAAAAACUGGAUGCAGAUGUUGAACGGCGUAAAAAGUCUGCACGCCUAGAACAUGAUCUACAGACGUGGAUUCGUGAGCGUGAGAGUUUAGGACGCAAACUGAAACGACUACAGCUGCGCAGAGCUCGUAUUGAAGAAAAUAUUACAGAUGAAUCAGAACAAGUCAGUAACUCAUGUCGACUUGCUGAAUUCAAUGAACAAAUAAGAAAUGUUACAGCGCAACUCGAAUCUGUCCAGGAUGCAAUACAAGAAUGUCAAGCUAGUAUUAUCGAAUUUGAGAAAUGUGAAUCUCAGUCAUCAAAAAUCACUGGGAAUAAACAAGCAAAGUCCAUUGACUCACGACAAGGCCUCUCUUCGAACAUCAGUCAGUCGAAUAGCGUUCAUGCAUUAUUCUCAAGUUGUACAUUAACGGAAGCCCGCUUUCUGCUUGCUCAACUUUUUGAGACGGCCGUUUCUCGUGGUUUGUUAGCAAGUCGAUUACAACAAAAUGAAGCUCAACUAAGAGCCAAUCUAUCGGUAAGGGAACAAGAACGGGAGCAGGAAUUAGAAAUGCUCAAGUUAGCAAUGCAACAUGCUGGAAUACCGCCUGACAGUUUGGAAGCAAUCUUUUCCGUUAACGAGCGUUCAGUUAAAAAAACUAACUAUUGCCCACAUCAUGGAACACUAAGUAAUCCUGGUUGUGAAUGUUGUACCUAUGGUAUAUCAUCUGCACCGAUUUCUUCUGAAGAUUCCUCAGAUGAUGUACAGAACGGGGAUAAUCAGUUACAGAUGGAUCCCAGCCUCUCAAAUAAUCAGAUUAAUUUUAGCUGUCUCUCCGCUCAUCAGAUGUCCCAAUCUAUGUAUGCUAAUUUGGAAUUAUCAAAUGCGUCAAAAUCCGAUGCAUCAGAUAUGCCUAAUGGUUACGGAGUUUCAGAUAAUACGAAUGGAAGUGGUUUCGGUAGUAAGGCUGUAAAAGCUAGAAGGCGCAUAUUACAAGCCGAGGAAAUGCUAGGCAUUCUGUCUACUCUUCGCCCCGUAUGUCCUCUCAGUGCUGGUCAGUCUCCUACAACAAAACGACGCAUGGCAGCAAUAACUGGAAGCCUAAAUUGUGGCGCUUCAAGCGUUCAUCCGUGUUCAGCACGUGGUAUCAGCAGUAAUGGGAUUGCUGUUCCCAACACAAUGUCAACUUCGCUCAUUUUACCAAGUUCUAAUAACAUAGACAGUAGUACUUCAACGCAAACUGCACCAAACAGUCCUUCAAGUAAAAUGGUACCAACUACUUCUUCAUCUUUCUUGUCGUCUACUGCGCCAAAUGAUGUGUUUAAACGACUAACCAGUGGAAUGUCAAACUCACCAAAUCCUAGCAGGGGUUCAAUACAACCUACGACCAGAAUGAACCUUCCAAAUUUGGCAUCAUCCAGUGGUACAAGUGCGAAUUUAAUCCUGAGUAGCGCUACAACAAACCGGCCUUUUCAUCUCUCUUCGUCAUCAGGUCCAUGUCUGACCACUUUGACUGUUCCUGUUAAUAAUUUGCCUUCACAACCUUCAAAUCAACCAUUGUCUGCACUUUUCUCGUCAGUUACCGCUUCACAAUCGAUCCAUACACACAGUAGCACAUCUCAUACUUCUAUUGUGAAUACCACGUCGUUACCUGUUGUUUUUCAGUCUUCUAAUUUCGUUGCACCUAUUGAGUGUACUCAUGUGGCUCGGGGACAUUCAAAUGCUGUCCUUGAUGUUGAUAUAUUCGGUGGUAUCAUGAUAACGGGCAGUAAAGAUCGUACCGCAAAAAUUUGGGAUUUAAAUACAAUGGAAGAAAUAGACACACUUCACGACCAUCCGAAUAAUGUAACAAAAGUUAGAAUAUGUCCUUCAUCAAAUCUUAUUUUCACUGUAUGUUCGUAUUUCAUUAAAGUUUGGGAUCGUAGGGAUUCAAACAAAUGCAUUCGUACUUUAUUGUCAAGUGGCCUCAGUCAAGAAGGUUCUUUAGAGACUAAAGUUAUGCGUCGUCAGAAUAUUUGUCCACCUGGUGAAACCAAUAUUAUGGAUAUCGCACUUGGUGGAGGAAAUCCAUCAUUGAGUCAUUUGAUGUUUUCUGCCACCGCAAAUUCAGUGAAGUUGUGGGAUUUAAGACGUUUCUAUUGUGUAGGCAAGUUACACGGUAGUCAUCAGGCACCUGUAAUGGUAUUAGCUGCUGCUGAAAAUGCAUUUGGUUCGCCUGCUGGUGAUUCAGAACCCAGGUUAACUGUGGUUACUGGUUCAAAGGAUCAUUAUAUAAAGGUCUUUGAUGUCUCUCCAAAUGCAUCUGGUUUGCUUACACCUAUUUAUGAUUUGGAACCGCCGCAUUACGAUGGAAUAGAGUCUCUGGUAAUUCAUGGGAAUAUUUUGUUUUCUGGUUCGCGAGAUGCAGCAAUUAAGAAGUGGAAUUUAGCAAAGCAUGGUCGCCAGGAGGUUUUACUUGCUCAGGCUCAUAAAGAUUGGAUUCAGGGUAUGGCUAUAACGAAAGAUGGAUCACACCUUAUUAGUGGUUGUCGUGGUGGCACUCUCAAACUGUGGAAUGUUGAAGAUUGUACAUGUUUGGGAGAGAUCAGCAAUGCACAUGAAGGAGCUAUUAGUUGCGUCAGAACAUACGAAGACCGUGUGUUCACCGCUGGCAAUGACAGAGACGUUCGAUUUUGGAGAUUUUUGAGUUAA